AUGGCCGUGGAGCAGGACACGGUGAUAUGUGUGACCACCAAGGUCCCGGAGGCGGCCGGGGUGCCCCUUCCCGGCGGUGGGGGCCUGGUACUGCCUCUGACGCCCGCCGAGAGGGCGGCGCGGAGGGAAGAAAUGGAGCAAAGCAAGGCUGCGGCAGCUGCGGCAGACCAGCAGAAGCUGGAAGACAUCAAGGAGGGGUAUCGUGUGCGAGCCAUCAGGCGGGCAGCCGGGGGAAAGAAGCGGCACGAGCGCAGCCCGGCCGAGAGCGAGGCCCUGUCUCGCAUGCUGAAGCAGCGUCUGGAACGUGUCAUGGAGACGAGAGGGUACAGAGAGAUGCUCUGGGCGCGCGAAAGGCUGCCGAUCUGGUCAAUGCGGGAGGAGGUGGUGCGGUUGGUGGAGGAGAACACGGUGAUAGUGCUGAGCGGCGCUACUGGCAGCGGGAAGUCGACGCAGGUGCCGCAGUUCUUGCUCGACCAUUACAUCGAAGGGGGUCGGGGUAGCCAGGUCAAUAUUCUCGUCACCCAGCCUCGACGCAUCAGCGCCAUCUCGCUUUGCGAGCGAGUGGCGGCAGAGCGGUGCGUGGAGGUGGGCCGGGACGUGGGCUACUCGAUUCGCCUGGAGGCACGGGUGUCGGAUUCCACCGCCUUGACCUUCGUGACCACAGGCUUGCUCCUCCGGCGCCUGCAAGAGGACCCCGACCUACAAGGCGUCUCUCACGUGGUGAUUGACGAAGUGCACGAGCGCGACAUCCAUUCGGACUUCCUUCUCAUCAUCAUGCAAGAGCUGCUGGAGCGGCGGAAGGGACUGAAGCUGAUCCUGAUGAGCGCUACACUGCAGGCAGACCUCUUUCAGGAGUACUUUGGGAACUGCCCGGCCGUCCACGUGCCUGGACGCACGUUUCCCGUCCGGCACGUCUUCCUGGAGGAUAUCGAAGCCAAGCUGGCCUCGGUCAAGUCCGUGCCUGGCAUGAGCCAGGGCGGUGUGGGAGGCAACGGACGAGGGGGAGGAGGUCGGGGGGGCGGACGUGGCAGAGGCCUGGGGGGGAGAGGGAAUGGAGGCGGGCGCGGCCUUGGAAAGGAGCACAGACAAUUGAGCAAUGGGAGUUUGAAAGGAAUCGGAAAUGAGAAUGGGAAUGGCGUCGCAGGUCCCCCGCUGAUCUCUCCUAAAGCCGAGGACCCGAUCGACUACCAGCUCAUCGUCAAAUUGCUGACCCUCCUCGUCACGAUCCGAGAGGCAGACGACAACGAAGUGGGCGGUGCCGUUUUGGUCUUUUUCUCGGGCUUCCAGGAGAUCAACGAGCUUUGCAAGCUGAUGGCGGCCCAUGCGGUCCUGGGGAACCCCAAACGUGUCCAGGCCUACCCCCUGCACUCCUCCCUCCCCUCCGACGCGCAGCGAGCAGUCUUCCGGCGGAUGCCCAAGGGUGUGACCAAGAUCGUGGUUGCCACCAACAUUGCGGAAACCUCCAUCACCAUCGACGAUAUCUCCAGUGUGAUCGACAGCGGACGUGUGAAGGAGAUGCGGUACGACGCAGAAACACACAUGAGCUCCCUUGUGAGUGUUUGGACCUCCCAAGCCGCUGCCUCCCAGCGAGCCGGCCGGGCGGGGCGUGUGCGGGAAGGAACGUGCUUUCGGCUGUACAGUAAAAGCUUCAUGGAGGCGCAAAUGCCCAAGUAUACUCUCCCAGAGAUGCUGCGCACCCCCUUGGAAGAGCUGUCGCUGACCAUCUUGGCGCUGGAAUUGGGCAGUCCCGCCGACUUUCUGGCACGAGCCAUCGAACCCCCACCUCCUGAGGCGAUUUCGACUGCCGUCAAAAAUCUCCGAGAAAUCGACGCAUUACGGAAGCAGAAAGAUUUGGACACCAAGGAAGUGUCUUAUUACCUGAUGCCUUUAGGUUUCCACUUGGCAAACCUACCGUGCGACGCGCGUAUCGGGAAAAUGCUGAUCAUAGGCUCCAUUUUGGGAUGUCUAGAGCCCAUUUUGACAAUAGCAGCCUGCUUGAGCUACAAAAGUCCGUUUUCGAACCCAUUUGGUAUGCAGCAAGAAGCGGACAGGGCACAUGCCAAAUACGGAUCGGCCCUGUCAGACCACAUUGCGGCUUUGGAAGCAUACAAUGGGUGGGCAGAGCUUCGGAAUGAGCCUUAUCGUGUGCGCAAAGACUACUGCACGGAAAAUUUUUUGUCGAUCGCCACCUUGGAGCAGAUUGAAGCCUUGCGAAAAGAAUUGAGACGGCAGCUUAUCGAUAUAGGCUUUGGCGCGGGAGAGCCGCGCAAAAUGUCGCGGUGCUGCGGGUAG
Messenger RNA from Nannochloropsis gaditana CCMP526, 2292 nucleotides. Its product is annotated as helicase domain-containing protein. The record is from RefSeq and is a predicted model, not a curated record. The transcript has 4 exons. Bases 1 to 2292 code for a protein of 763 amino acids. Gene Ontology annotation, cellular component: intracellular anatomical structure. Gene Ontology annotation, molecular function: RNA binding; ATP binding.